This is a messenger RNA of Cooperia oncophora, 318 nucleotides long. The record is from the annotation of a GenBank genome assembly. NCBI's taxonomy places the organism in Eukaryota, Metazoa, Nematoda, Chromadorea, Rhabditida, Trichostrongylidae.
AAACCAUCAUUUGACUUUGUGCCAACGAACAAGACUGUCGUCGAAGGUUCAAAUGUGUUUUGGCGUUGUCAUGUCGAUGCACCGCCUUCAGGCAUCCUCUAUUCUUGGAUGUUCCGGGAUCGGCCUAUAAAAACCACUCAGACGGGAUUGCGUUCGGAAUUAAAGGAAGGUGACUUAUCCCUGCGCGACAUUCGAAAAGAGGACGGAGGAUGGUACUUGUGCAUGGCGUCAAAUCCAUCCGGAGAGCAGUCGCAAGCCUCAGCUUACCUCGAUGUACACUGUGAGUUUCUUUUGGUGAUCAACAAAUUCAUUAAUUGA